Molecule: messenger RNA, 2837 nt
Organism: Branchiostoma belcheri (Belcher's lancelet)
Lineage: Eukaryota; Metazoa; Chordata; Leptocardii; Amphioxiformes; Branchiostomatidae
Exons: 5
Coding region: 10-564 (184 amino acids)
Source: RefSeq, a predicted model, not a curated record
CGGUUCGCUAUGGCGGACGGAGCUGACGAUUUGGUGGAGACGGGAGCUCUGUUCAUGGAAGUUUCACCAGACGAAGAUCCGGCCGAGGGAAGAGAGAGGAAAGCAAAAGUAAAACAAAGCCACCCAGAGGAAGACAAGGCCAUUGAGCUUGGCAUCAAGUCGGAGCAUCGUGGUCGACCUCUAGGCAGCUACAAGUCCAACCCUAAACAUGACAGAAAGCCCAGAAUUGUGCGUGACAAGGGUGUCCUGAAGAGAUGUCAGAAUUGGCCCUGUACUGUGAAGGAGGUGGCAGAAAUAGGGCUUGUGUUUGCCUGCAACAUGUGUGAUCGCCAGUACACCUCGCCUGGAGGCUUCCGAUAUCACGUCAAGACAGUCCACAAAAUUGAGGAACUAGACAAUAUUCAGGUGCGUGGACCCAGGCGGCCAAAAGUCAACACCACACAAAUGUUCAACAAAGCCAGAAGGGGGAAGAAAGUCCCCAGUAACAGCCAGGUCCUGGGUCAGCAGGUAGAUCUUGCAGAAGAGAAUGAACAGGAUGAGCCUGAGGAUCUGACCAUGGCAUAAACCCCACCACAGCCACACCAGACGUGUUAGUUAAGGAAGAUUAUAGAUUAGUUUUUCUACCAGGACAGAUGGAAACUAUCACUACACAAUUGUCAAGCACUAUAUUUAUGAGAAUCGGACAUUCAGCAUGUAAUCUAGCUUGCAUUGUUCAGCAAAUGUGUAUGUAUUCAGGAUGGGUUAAACAGGUUUUUGUAUGGAGUCAGUUUAAGGAAAUCAGAAUGUGCAUGUAUAAAGCUUCAAGAUUUUCACUAUGAAAAGAGGUGAGGGUAUUUCAGGCUGUCUAGAAGUCUAGAGUAAAACAAGGCUUUUAAAUGUGUUACCAUGUUUGUGUGAAAACAUGUGUAGCAGAAGUAUUCUCUUAAAACCGCUUUCAGUGUUUAGAAAACCCAUUUAGUAAUAUCUAAAUCAGUGAAAACAUGACUUACAGGGUACCAUUUUGCCCUAAAAUCAUGGAAAGCAUUGAACUUCUCUAUGCUGUAUCUUGUCUGCUGUCCAAAAUCUGUACAACAUCUACGUUGUAUUUUACUCUAUGACUCGACCAAUAUUACACGACGUAAUACAAUAAGAAAAUCAUGUUAAAGAUUUGAAUCAAAAGCAUUUCUAAUAAGAACUAAUCUUGCAUUGGUAAAUCAUAUGUACUUCAAGGCAAUCAAAUUAAUUUUACUACUUUGGUCUGUAGACAUAUAUUCCAAGGUUAAAAACACUCAAAGAAUAAAGAAAGAUUUUAUAGUAUUUACUAUAUUAUAAUACACAUAUAUAUGGGUACGGCAAUGCCUUGGAAGCUUGUCUAAAUUGGAUGCAAUGAACACAUUUUUUAGAAGAGUAGGAUAAGUUAAUAUGAAGCUUUGUAUAUUGCUUCUCCAUACUGUGAAUAUCUCUAGUAGGCAAUAAUAAGGUGCUGUUCAGUGUUAUUCAGUAAGUUAGUUAAGAAUGUUAAAAAAAAGAUAAUCCUAGAUAUAUUUUAAUGAUGCACAUGACUCGUUAUUUUAGUAGUUUCUGCAUUACAUUUUAGAUAAUCAGCUGUACUAACUUAUUUAUUUACUGUAUAACCUCAUGAUAAAGUAUAUUCUUACUGUUUCAUUGUUACAUUUUGACAUUAUGUAGUCUUUGUAUGUUUUAUAUAAUCAUGUGAAAAACACAGUGUGCGAAUCCUCAACUUUUGUUUACAGCUGUGGUGUAACAGUGGACAAAGCUGUCUCAAGUUCUCAAAGCAUCUUAAGGUGUUUUAUUUCUGUAAUCUGUGAUAUAGAUUGAAGUUUUAUGUACUGUGAGACUGAAGACUUACAUGUGAUACACAUGACAGCACUGUCCCUGCUUUGUUGUUAAGUUGUCACACUAUGAGUUUUUUGUUUAAAUACAUCAUUGCAGUGUAUGCAGAGGCCCCUCUGGUGCUCAAAAGGAAAGUUUGAAUGAUAUGAGAUUUGCUAAAGACUGCCAGUUAUAAGUCACAUAGUCUAUUCCAGUAUUUUAGAAAAUCAUGUUUUUAUUUGCAGUUUUACAACUUUUUAAUGUCAUUAUUGUGUAACUUUAGAUUUGUGGCAUGUACUAAAGGGUGUAUAGAAAGCAUGGAGGGUGGAUUAUACAGAAAGGUUAACACUUUAGUGGUUAACAAGUAGAGAUAGUAAAUUGAUAUCAUGAACAUGUCAUGUCUACAGGCACAGCAUACUGUUCGAUGUUUGACUGCUAUAAUUUCAAUAUUUUAGUCAUGUGUCUGGUCAAGCAAAAUCUUGCCCAGUUGAGGCAUAAGAUUGGGAAUGAUGCAGCCAUUGUAGCUCAAGGAUAGUUGCCUUGUAAUAUGUGCACUAGUCUCCGUUUUUGUGGGGCGGUCAACUUUGUCAUUUUGCUUAACUUGGAAGGGCUGCAUGUGCUCCAAAACAUGUCUGUUACAAUAAGGUUCAGACAGUAAUUUUUGUAUGUCAGCAGUUUUCCUGUGCAUGUAUGUUCUUCUGCUACUCUUUGUAUUACAAUGUUUGCAAUCAGGACACAACUUCAAAGUAUAAUUAUUUUGAAAAGCUUGUUCAACAUUUGUGAGCUGUUGAUUGAUGCAUGAGAAAAACUAUGACCUUACAAUUGGUGCUUUCACUUCAUCACUGUACCAUAUCAACUAUUUUACAUUUGUGGUAUGUAAGAUUUAGCAUUAGAAGGUUGGCUGAUGUAAGACAAAAAGGGAAAGGCUGUAGGUAGAAAGUGAAUUGUCACUUUUUAAGAAGUUUGUGUAACUACUGUUCCAAUAUUCUCGACACAUACAACAAAUGAUUCUCUAUCCAUUGAAA